Sphenostylis stenocarpa is the source of this 981-nucleotide messenger RNA. Lineage: Eukaryota; Viridiplantae; Streptophyta; Magnoliopsida; Fabales; Fabaceae. The record is from the annotation of a GenBank genome assembly.
AUGACUUUUUCCGAGGACGAGGACGAGACUCUCGCUCAAUUUCUGGAAUCAGAGGUUCUGUCAGAGGUCUCGGACAAGGAAGAGGAAACUGGGGAGGAACCCAAAGCAAAGAGAAAGCGCGCAGAGGAGGAGGAUGAUGAGAGUACUAAAGAAAAACAAAGCUCUGAGUCAUCGCCUGUACAGACGAACAUUGUUGUCAGUAAUACAGUGGUGCCGAGAAGGAUCGAGACUGGUUGUUUCAGCAAAGUUCCACCCGAGCUUUUCCAUAAUAUUCUUAAAUUUCUGUCUUCUGAGGACCUUGUUUCCUGUUCCUUAGUCUGUAGGUUUCUAAGCUGUGCUGCAUCAGAUGAGGCUUUGUGGCGUCGCCUGUACUGUAUGCGGUGGGGCCUUCUUCCCCCUACUCGGAAGUUAAGGGAAUGCCCAUGGAAAAAGUUAUACAUUCAGCGGGAUGGAGAGGACAUGGUUGAACUUGUUAGGAACUGCCAAAAUGAGUUUAAGGAGUACUACAUUCAAAUGCAAGCAGCUAAGCGAAGUCAAGCUCCUCUUCCUUCACAGUUGAAGGACGAUAGGAUAAUUCUUGACAAAACAUUGGCUGAUCAAGUGGAAUCAUGGAAAAGCAGCAGGGGCCUAAGUGAUGCAGUGGUGGCUGAUCAUACUUGUUCUGGGGAAACAUGCUCUUACUACCAAAUUGGAGAUGUAUUUAUUUGUGAGAAUACUGGACAAGUUCAUGUUUGUGACGAUACAUGUAGAGAAGUAAUUAUGGAUCCCACAAACGAGCUUUUGGUCUGUACAAUAUCAGGGCACUGUUUUGAUAGAUUAUUGUCACCUUCCGAAAUGGAGCCUGAUGCUGAGCAGCAGCAAGGUGGUGUGACUGAUGAGGCAGAACCCUUUAUGGGAUCUGGCCGUUUUGCACGAGCUUAUUUGCUGGGAUACAAUUGUGCUGAUGAAAAGGAGCUUGAAGCUACUUUGAGGUUUUGCUGA